AUGCCAGCCAUGGGGGGUUCAAGAAAAGGUAAACGGAAGAACAAAGGAAAAUCUAAACCAAAUAAGUCUGAGACUGCCGAACAAAAGUCGGAAGCACUCAACCCUAAGCUUGAUCUAGGGCAAGCAUUGAGCAGCAACCCCAAUGGGCCUUCUAAUAUUGAGGACGAGAGUCCUCAGACAGAUACGAAUUUCAAUUCGGCCGCAAAAACUCCCAUGAAUCUGGAGGUCAACUUUGAGAGAUUCCUUUACAUAAAGCUCAAUCAAUCAUAUAACACGGCUCUAGAACGUCUCUUGACCUUAGGAUACAGUGAACCCGAUGUAGAAAUAGCUAUCCUGAAUGCUGGAUACGUUCAUGGGUAUACAGACCUCGUGAAUAAGGUCAUACACAAUGUCAUUGGGUUUAUUGAGGAAGUCUUCAACCCGACUACAGAACCUUUUGGCGACAUGGAUGAGUUAUGUAAAACUAUGCUUGAAGAAAUGGUUAAUUACGUCAUGCAGACACGGCCUGACAUGCAAAGGUCCGAAGCUGUGUGGCAUCUUUUAGUUAUGAGGUGGGACCUCAUCUCGUCUGCCAAUACAACUUGUAGCCACUGUGAAACUGAGGAUGCAUGUAUCUUUGAAAAUCUUUUCUCCGAGAAAACUCAAUCCAGUUUGAAGAAUGAUUCAUGGUUUAAGAAAAUGGGAAGUUCUAAACCUAUCGAUCAUUUUGGUGAUACAGAGGAUGAUUUAAAAAUGCUUGUUAUCCCAAGCACCAGUGGAGAAAAAUCAGAGGCAUCGCGUAUUUUAAGCAGGUCAGUGUUGGAAGAAUGCUCUGAUGGUUUAAAAACACGAAUGAUUGCUGAUUUGGUGACUCAAAUCAGGGGCUUACAGGAGGAGUUGAAGUGUCGGACAAUGUGGGCCCAGCAGAAAGUGAUUGACUGGGCAAAAAAGUUGACUGCAACUGCAUUGGAGCUUCAAGAGCUACGGAUGUUUGAAGGUGAAGGGGUCAAGGGAAAAAGUAAAGACGAGAAAACGCAUCUGAUGACGUUCAUGGUGAAGCUGCGGGAAAAAGAGAAAUCUCUCGAGCAAGCAAACCGCGAGGCAAGUAUUGCGGAAAAUGCUGUGAAGAAGAUGGAACUUGAGAAUAGCAAAAUUAGAUCUGAGAUUGAUGGAUUUAAGCUGAAUAAUUUGGAAUCCAAGAAGGAAUUGAAGAAAGUUGCCAAGAGAGAGAAAAGGCGCUUGAAAAGGCUUGUGGAGCUUGAGAGGCAGACUAAUGUAUUGCGCUUAGAGUGUGACGAGGAGAAACAGAGGGCGUUGCAGCUGAAAGAGGAGUUGGCUAAAGUUGAGAAACAAGCUGAGGAUGCUGAGGAGAAGUGGAAGCAGGAAGUUAAGUCAAAGGAGCACAUUCUGGCUCUUGUGGCUCAAGAAACUAAGAAUUUGGAAGACCAAAAAGCCAGCUCGACUGCCCACCUGGAAAAACUGCAGCAGCAACUCAAAUCAGACAUUCAGCAGGCACAGAAAAAAUGCUUAGCGCUCGAGGACGAGCUGUCCCGUCUCCGCGAAUCUCUUCCAGUUGAGGAUUUAUUGCCAGAGAACUUGGAUUUCCUGUACUGCUAUGACAAAGCGUCAUCUUCCGGAUCAAGGGAGACGAAGAUGGUGGACCACUGGACAUGCAUGAUUUGCAUGGUAAAUGAGGGUUUUCUUUGGGCUUUCUUCGGGGGGUCUCAGGGAUGGGGAGCAAACCCCUGGGUUUUUGUGCGGGUGGAGAAUUAG
Striga hermonthica is the source of this 1752-nucleotide messenger RNA. NCBI's taxonomy places the organism in Eukaryota, Viridiplantae, Streptophyta, Magnoliopsida, Lamiales, Orobanchaceae. The record is from the annotation of a GenBank genome assembly.